This is a messenger RNA of Microthlaspi erraticum, 444 nucleotides long. The record is from the annotation of a GenBank genome assembly. NCBI's taxonomy places the organism in Eukaryota, Viridiplantae, Streptophyta, Magnoliopsida, Brassicales, Brassicaceae.
AUGGCUUCUAGGGGAAUUUCAAGAGAGCUCAGGGAUCUCCAGAUGGAUCCUCCUUCAAACUGUAGCGCAGGUCCGGCUGAGGACAUGUACCACUGGCAAGCAACUAUCAUGGGACCUUCUAACAGUCCGUAUGCCGGAGGAGUGUUUUUGGUUACCAUUCAAUUUCCUCAGGAUUAUCCUUUCAAGCCACCAAAGGUGACUUUCAAAACUAAGGUGUACCAUCCAAACAUCAACGAGAACGGAAGCAUCUGUCUUGAUAUAUUGAAAGAACAAUGGAGUCCUGCUCUUACCGUAGCCAAGGUUUUGCUAUCGAUUAGCUCACUGCUGACGGACCCGAACCCAGAUGAUCCUCUUGUGCCGGAGAUAGCUCAUCUGUACAAGACGGAUAAAUUCAAGUACGAGGCAACCGCACGAAGCUGGACACAGAGACACGCUAUGGGAUGA